Messenger RNA from Monodelphis domestica (gray short-tailed opossum), 12350 nucleotides. It is a transcript of the gene ILDR2, whose product is annotated as immunoglobulin like domain containing receptor 2. The record is from RefSeq and is a predicted model, not a curated record. Lineage: Eukaryota; Metazoa; Chordata; Mammalia; Didelphimorphia; Didelphidae. Gene Ontology annotation, cellular component: membrane. Gene Ontology annotation, biological process: pancreas development.
UCAGUGUCCUCACUGCCCCUCAGCCCCGGCUCCUCUCACGCACUUGGUUACUUAAGGAUGAACUCUCGGCGGUGGCUCAUGGGCAGCUUCAAUGGACAGACAUGUGAUUUAGAAACUUCGGUUAGCACAGGAGGCUGGGAGAGGGGGAGGAAGGGGAGGAGUGGAGCCAGCUAGACGAAAUCCUGGGCUUCACUUUCCCUGGCUGCGCUGCUGCUGCUGCCACCGAGAUGGAGCUCCCCCAGCAGAUGUAGGCAAUGUGAGUUGAGGUUCAUGUGGAGGCUGUGAAGGGGCUGACAUUGGGGGAAGGCAGAAGGCAGAGAAAGUACUGUUCCUUUCCCAGGGAGCACAGUGGUAGCUUCCAUUCAGAAGUCUGGCUGAUUCAUACACUGGGUGACUACUGAGCCAAGCCGAGAGCAGGGAAGGGGCAGCUCCCUCGGUGCCAGGUGCCUGAGACGAUCGGCUCUGAUUUCCCUGGCCCUGAUCUGCUGAAUCUUCCCACCCACCCCAUUCUCCACUCAUCUCUCCUUCACCUGGAUGGGAAGUCAGGCAGAAUGGACAGGAUGUCGCUGGGGUGGAUAGUUCUCUUCUGGGUAACAGGAGUAGCUGAAGGCUUGCAGGUCAUAGUCCCUGAAAAGACGAAGAAAGCCAUGCUGUUCCAGCCUGUCGUGCUUAGCUGCCGCUUCAGCACAUCUUCCCAGCAGCCAGCUGUCAUACAGUGGAAGUUCAAGUCCUACUGCCAGGAUCGGAUGAAGGAAGCCUUGGGCAUGGCCACGGCCGGGGCUCAGCCCCUCAGCAAAAGGAACCUGGAGUGGGACCCUUAUCUGGAUUGUGUGGACAGUAGGAGGACAGUUCGGGUGGUGGCUUCAAAGCAAGGUGCUGUAGUCACCCUUGGAGAAUUCUACCGGGGAAGAGACAUCACCUUUGGGGAAGGUGCAGAGCUCAAGAUUGGGAAAGUCAUGUGGGGAGACAGUGGCCUCUAUUACUGUAUAGUCACCACCCCUGAUGAUGUGGAAGGCAAGAACGAGGACUCGGUGGAACUCCUUGUGCUGGGCAGGACAGGGUGGCUUGCUGCUCUCUUGCCAAGUUUUGCUGUGAAGAUUAUGUCAGAGUGGGUGUUUGUUGGACUGGUGAUCCUGGGAGUCUUCCUCUUCUUCCUCCUGGUGGGAAUCUGUUGGUGCCAAUGCUGUCCACACAGCUGUUGUUGCUACGUCAGAUGUCCGUGUUGCCCAGACUCCUGUUGCUGUCCUAGGGCAUUAUAUGAGGCAGGGAAGGCUGCAAAGUCUGGAUAUCCUCCCUCUGUCUCCAGUGUGCCUGGUCCUUAUUACAUACCCUCUGUUCCUGUUGGAGGGGUCUCUUCUUCUGCCAUGCUGAUGGAUAAGCCACAUCCACCUCCCCUGGCAUCAAGUGACUCCAUUGGAGGAAGCCAGAGUGUUCGUAAAGGUUAUCGGAUCCAGGCUGACAAAGAACGAGAUUCCAUGAAAGUCCUAUAUUAUGUGGAAAAGGAACUAGCACAGUUUGAUCCAGCCAGAAGAAUGAGAGAAAGAUAUAAUAACACCAUUUCUGAACUCAGCUCUUUGCACGAAGACAAUGGAAAUUUCUGUCAAUCUUACCGCCAGAUGCGGAGGAAGCCGCUCCCUUCUUUGGGGAACAUAGAGAGCGAUACGGACUACUGGACGGGUGUAAUGGGAAACAGUGGUGGGUCAGGACAUGGGCCCUCAUCCUCCAAUUAUAACAAAGAGGAUCGAGACAGCUUCAGGCACAGCCAGCAGCGAUGCAAGUCAGAGAUGUUGUCACGGAAGAAUUUUGCCAUGGGGAUGCCAGCUGUCUCUAUGGAUGAGCUGGCAGCCUUUGCAGACUCCUACAGUCAGCGGUCUCAUCGAGGCGAGGGCAACAGCCAAGAGCCUCGUGGGGGGAGUCGUUUCGAGAGAUCCGAGUCGCGGGCCCAUGGCGGGCUCUAUCACGAUGGUUCCCUAGAGGAAUAUUACAGCAAAAGGAGCCGGAGCCGCGAGCCCCUGACAGACUCAGACCGGGGCUGGUCCUAUAGCCCACCCCGAAGACGGGCUAAUGAGGACAAGCACCUGCCUCGGCUGGUGAGCCGGACCCCAGGCGUGGGCCAGAAGUAUGACCAUCCCUAUCUGAGCAGCGUCCUGGAGAGGAAGUCCAGGGGCGAGGGCAGCAGUGGGGGCGGAAGCCUCGAGACCCCGUCCAAGCGGAGCUCCCAGCCCAUCCAAAGGAGCGGGAGCUACUACGCCUGGUCACCACCGAGCACCUACAAAGCCGGGAGCGGGCAGCAGCCAUCACCACAAGCGGGGGAAGAGGACGAGAUGGAAGAUGCUUUACCGCCCUACAGCGAACUGGAGCUGACGCGGGGCCCCUCCUACAGGGGCCGGGAGUCCUUGUACCAUAGCAACUCAGAAAAGAAGAGGAAAAAGGACUCGCUCAAGAAAACUAAUGACUUUCCAACUAGGAUGUCCCUUGUGGUCUGAUAUUUGUGUUGAAGGCAUCUCUUUGGAUGACUAGAAACCAGGAGGUGACUACAGGGACAAGAAUCUGACCCAAGACCCAGCAGGCCAUCCAAUAUGGAAGACUUGCCAGUUACCUACUUUGUCCUGAGGAGACUCAUUCCAAACCAGAGUGUCCAUUGAAUUAGCUCUUCAAGAAAUGUAUCAGAAAAAAAAAAAACAGCUAGGUUUGGGAUUGUUCCCAUGUUUUUCACCUAAAGUGUUUCAUCAACCUUGUUGCUCUGCUUUGCAGAACCAGAACCAGAACCAACUUUAUUUCCUAAUAUAUAACGAAGCUAGCUUUUGAUCUCUUAUCACCUGAUAUCGCCUCUGUUCGUGGCCCACUUUCCACAACUGGGACACCCUCCUUAGGGUCCUUUUGGAUUCAUUGGGACAAGGACAAAAAAGGCAAUUCUUCCCUAAAAAGGGGAGGUCUUCAGCUAGCAUUUGAACAUGGCCCUAAAGCAAAAAACAUAACCCUGUUCUCUGACUGUCUCUGAACUAUUCAUCUAACAUGAUGACAAAAAUCCAAAGGCCUUUGGAGAUCCUUUGAUGCAUUUGCUGCAAGUCUUAGUAAUGGUGCCAUGUCGGGCAAUGGGACUUCAUUUCUUCAGUGACUGGAGCAAAAAAUAUGAGGGUAAAACACACCUUCCUGAAAAGUUGUUUGAGUUCAAGAGACACAAGGCGGCCAGUACCACGUGGUGGUCAGAGAGCUAGCCUCAAAGCCAAGAAGACUUGAGUUCAAGCCUUGCUUCUGAUGCCUACUGACUCUGUGCCCCUGGGCAAGUCCCUUAGCUUCUCAGUAUUGUACACAGCUCUCUGUGCCUGUGUACUAAGAGAAAAGGGUGGCCUGCAUUGGUAGGGAGUGUUUCUUCACACCUAGACCAGUGAAAUAACAGGUCCAGUAUCUAUCCUUUUGGGACACGUGACAUUUAACAAUCCAAACUGUUUUGUCUUUAUGCUGCUCACUUGAACAUACAAGUCAGCCUGACUUGGGCUAUUAAAGGGCUCUCACCUCCUUCUCCCUUAACUGGGUGGCAUAAUUAAGAGAACUGUGCCUCCAGCAGUGAUAUGAUUUUGAGGUCCUUGGAGAACUCAAGAUAACUUUUUGAAAUACAUAAAUGAAAGAGGAGAAGAAAGGAAGAGAGAGGAAAGUUAAUAAUGCAAGAGAGAGAAUGAGAAAGAAGCUGGGGGAAAGCAGAUAUGUGUCAGUUCUGCAUGCUUACCAUUUCCCCUCAGAAAUAACAGGAUCAUUGAUCAUCUUUGCACCUACUUGACCAUGAAUUCUUUCUCCAUCCCAUUUCUGCUAGCUCAGUCAGCGUGGGAUGGUGAAGAAUGGUCCUUGCAGGCUAAGCAAGCUAAGGCUUGGAAUAAGAAACUUCUUAGCAUUCUGUGCAUAGUGGGCACUCAGUAAAUAUUGAAUGAAUGAAUGAACGAAUGAGUGAAUACUGCUUUCUUAGCAAGAGAGGAUCUCUUCCUCCUGUGCUUGAAUGAUCAAGUUUGUUUAAGUCUCAAUCUUGUUUAUCUUCUGAAACAAGAGUUCCUCUCUUCUCUGACCAGCAUCCUACCUGUGGAGUUUACAGUGGGAUGGCAAAGGCCCUUAGUUGCUUGCCAUGGAAACAGAUCCUAGCAUCUCAGUUUGAGGUUCUACCAGCCAACUUCAUUCUCAUUCCUCCAUCCGUCAUUUACAUAGGAUGGGCUGGCCUCUAUCUAAUCUGAGCCACAUGAUUUUGAAAGAGAUUCUUGACUGAGGCAUGGGAAGGUAGCUAACUCCUAAAAUUUCCUUUUCCAUAAAGGAGAAUAUCCUGUCUGGUUGCCUAGCCCUGUGACUACACAUCUAAUGCCUCUUUUUAGCACUGGACAUUGUAAACCACCCAUCAGUUGGACAGAAUCUUGAAAUGAUUGUUCAGCUCUCUCAUCAACCCAGCCACAUUGGUAGUUUGGUCCAUGCUUGAGUUGGAAUCUCUUGGAAGGGCCAAUCGUACUUGACCUUGAAAUCCCAAUCUGCUUGCCCCCUACUCCCUGAAGGAAUCCCAUUUCCAACCUCAGGAGCUCUGGGUCCUGCUUCUGCGGGUCCCUUCUUCAGAAUCUCCUCAGGCUUCUGCAGAGCUACCUGCUCCCAGGAUAGAUACGGGAAAGCCUGAGGGUCACAUUCCAUUGGCCUCCAAUGUAUUUAUAACAAUUCUCAAAAUUGGGGGUUGUAGAUAUUGAGGUACAACCAGCUCCAUUUUGGAGAGGAGGAAAAAUACACCCUGCAUGCCACAUAUGAUCGGUGAAAUGAGGAUUGAUUUCACCCAGAUAUGGACCAUCUCCAUCAGCAGGACUGGUUUCCCAAAGGAACACAAAGUAUCCCUGACCCUCACAGUGGAACAGAGCCCAGGGUACUUAUAACAGCUCCAAUUACUGCCAUUCCUGAGAGAUGGGUGGACUUCUUCAAUAACAAGAUCAAAUCAUACUGCUGGUGCUUGCCCACUCCUCUUCCUCAUAGUCUAACUUGUUUUGUUUUUUUUUCAUGAAUCUUCAACCCCUAGACCUGAUCUGUUUCAGAUAAAAAAUCAAAGUACCAUUUCUCUGUUACCUUCUCUGUAGUUUACUAUUCUUAGACAACCACAGCCUCAUAUUCUAGCUUGCUUGGGCCCUGAUACAGCAGAAGUUGGGGAGUUUUAGUGGCUAUUAUCUAAAUGGAGCACUAUGCCAGGCUUCACGCAAAUAGAGAACCAUAGCACCAGCUGCAGAGACCAAAAAAAUUAAUUGUUUUUAUUAACAGAUGGUAUGUAUGAUUUUUAUAAAGGUGGCAGGGAGCAAGGGGGAGAGAACUAUUAUAAUUGGAAACCUCUAUUUCAAAAGUCUGUAAACUACAUAUAAACAAUAAAAAGAUAAUUAACUGAUAAUUCAAAAGAGCAUUUCUGAGCAGCUACUAUGCAAGGGUCAGGCACUGGGUUCCUAGCAGGGAUUCAAAUACAAAAGAAUAAAAAAAGCCUCACUCUAAGAAAAAAAUGACAUUCUUAUGACAAGAUAACUCCAGGUUUAUGAAAAUCUGGGGAAGAAGGACUGGAGUCUUCUUUAUAGGGGCACAAUAACUACCUAAACUUUCCACCAUCAACUGUGGUAGAAAAAUGUUCUUUCUUGAGUACAAUUAUGUUCCAGGUUUAUAGGAGAGUUUCACUGAUUGAUGAGAUUAAAUAAAGCCAAGGUUGGCCAGUCACCAUUAAGUACAACUGACUCCCCUCUGACCCCUUUGACCAUCUAAAAUGCCUUUAUUUUCAAGUAGCUAGUGCCCUUAUCUCUCCUCACUCAAAGAAAAGCUAAACAAGAUGUUAAAAACUGAAUAUGUGUCCCUGCCUGGGAAUCUUCCCACUUAAAAAGAGAAUUUCAAGUCGGGUUGGUGUUUUAGCUCAAAUUAAUGACUAAUUAUAAAAUCUCAUCCAUUAGUUAGAUAUUUUCUUGGACAGAGAUCUCAAUGAUCUGCACGUCUUUGGAGUCCACCAGUGUGACCCAGUCAAUCAAUUAAGUAUUCAUUGAGUGACUCCCGGGUGUCUAGCAAUGUUUUAUAGAGACAUAAUAUGUCUGUCUCUGCUCAACAGUCCAGCUGGGUUGACAAGACACACACAUAUGAGAUAAUCAAUUCUAAGAUAAUAUAUGAAAUAGCCUUAUAAGUAAAACCACAAAAAUUUACAAAUAAUUUUAAUAUGUGUCAAAGAACUUGAAAUGUUUUUAAGCUAAAAUAAUUUGUCUUUUAAAAAAUCAUAGCUGUGUGGGCUUCCUCUGCCCAGAUUAUGUCCUGCUUAAAAACAAUAGUACCUGUUAAACAAAAAUCGGAAUUUUGAAAAUGGGCAAAUAGGGGAUGAUGAUCUCCCAGAAGGAUUUUCACUUUACAGAAGAAUAAACUGGCUCUUUGUUUAACACAAUGCCAACCUCCAGUAUAUAAAGCAUAUAAAAUAUUAUUUAUUUUGAAUCUACUUUUUAUUAUGAUGUAGGUUCACAAAUGAUAACUUGGGAGAAAGUAGACAUCAGUUCUAGUCUUUGCUACUAACUCUGUGACCUUGCGAAAGUCACUGAGUAUCUCUAGGCUUGAAUUUUCUCAUGCAUAUAAUGAUGAGGCUAAAUUACAGGAUCAUUAAAAUUUUUCCAUCUCUUAACAUCCUAGGGUUCUAUGAAUACAGUUAUGGUACAAAGUGAAAUACACCCACACAGCAGGAACAUGAUGCAUUAUCAUUCUUUCCCUAUAUUGGCUGAGAAUUCUAUAACAUUUCCUUAGACCUUUUGUCUCAUCGCUUUAGGGACCUUACAGAUGACAGUCACCUCAUAUGUUCCCCAAAAUUAGAGCAUAUUUGAACUACAUCCAUAUGGUCCAUAGCCUGCCAUAUAAGCCAUUGGAAAAUACUUUGAGGGUCUUACACCUCAAAGCAAGCCUUGCCCAUCAUUGGGAAGGAUCUAGAGAAAAUUGUGCAACUUCUAAUUUCUUUUCUCUGUUUAGUGCCACCCCCUUCUCUCUCUCCCAACAAGCUCCUUCCCUGUCACCUAUUCCCCAAAUACCCAAUGUCUUUCCACUCUCUUGUUAUAUAUCUCUACUCAGUCUUUUGAGGGGAUCUGAUGUCAGUCACUGAUGCAUGGCUGUAAAUUUGAGAGUCUGUAUUGGGCAAAGAAGAACGGACACAGGGCCACUAACUAGAUUAUGAUUUGGGGUAAUUUGUUAACUUCUCUGGUUAGUUUCACGAUCUAAAAAAAUAUGGAUGACAAAACUUGUCCUGCUUCACUCAUGGAUGGUGGCGAGGAUCAAAUGAGAUAAUGGACUUUAAAAUGAUGAAAUGUUAUACCUCAGCAAGGUAUUUAAAGCAAUGAUUACCCCCUCAGGAUUUGGGGCUUUGCAGCUUUUCUCUAACUGUGAAAGAAGGAAUUUUUCCCUUCUUAAAGGAGUCUCAGACUUAAAUGGGGAAAAUUUGAAGAGAGCCUGCCCAGGAUCCAUGAAAUCAGCACAUCCUGUGGCUUAAGGCUGGCUCCUGAGGAUCCACAUAUGCUGUCUCACUGCAGGCUAUUCUAAGACCUUAAGAAAGCCAGGUUCAGCUUUUCCAGGGUUCAAUCUUUGGUCCAUUGUGAGGCUGGGACGGUAGGGAAUUGUUGCUGAGCCACUGACCAGAUUCUCUCAUUUAAAUGGCUUUCCUUGAUCUGUAGUUAUUGUCUUUACAUAGCCCAAGGAGGGCUUAGCUUGUCAGGGUUUGGAGGAGAGACAUAGGCUUAGCUAGACAGGCCUGUGAUUCAUGAGGCUCUUCCUCCUUCUAUGAAUCAGUGCUGAGUCAGUGAAGGGGUGGAGGACUGGGUCUGUGCCUCAAGAGGUGCCCACACAUCACAGGACUAAAUGUUAUAGUAGGAUCAUUAGAGAGGCACAGACAUUUUCCAUGGACUGACUCAGUGGUACCAAUCAGUUGUGCUGAUCGACCUCAGAGUAGAAAUCUGAAAUUAGAAAUCUACCUUGAAGUUAUAGCUGCAUAUAGGCAAGAUGCUACAUUUCACUAGCAGAGGGAGGGGGUAGGAGAUAGUGAGGAAGAGAGGGGGAGAGAGGGAGGGAGAGAGAAGAGAAAGAGAGAAGACAGGACAGAGAGAGAGAGAGAGUGAGGGAGGGAGAGAUAAAUAAAAUAGAUAGAUGGAUAGAAAGAAAGAUAGGUAGAUGGAUGGAUGGAUGGAUGGAUGGAUGGAUGGAUGGAUGGAUGGAUGGAUGGAUAAUAAAAUGCAUAAUACUUAUUCUGUGCUAGGUACUAUACUAAGUGCUAGUGAUAUAAAAAAAAAUCAAGCAAAUCAGUCCUCAUCCUCAAGGAGCUUACAUUUCUAGUGGAAAAAUGUAAUUUAUUCUUAACUCCUGGUAGAAGGCUAAGCAUACUGCAGAUGGGGAUUGUUCUUCUGGUUCUAUGGUUUUCUGGCUUAUAUUUAAGCUGUGCUGAAUUAAUUAUACCACACUAUCUGGUAUUGGAUUUGAGUCAGCCAAAUGUCACAACUGAUAAGAGUGUUAGAGCAGGCAUUCAAAUCCAUCUUCAGACACUGACUAGCCCUGCGACUUUGGGAAGUCACUUACUUGUCUGCCUCACUUUCUUUAUCUGUAAAAUGGGAAUAAUAAUAGUACUUCUCUCCCAGGAUUGUCAUGAGGAUAAAAUGAUAUAUUUAUAAAGUGCUUCACAAACUUUAAAGUGGUAUUUAAAUGUCACAUAUGGAGAAAAGGUCAUGUGAAGGUAGGACCACUUCCCCCAAAGCAGAUAAACAUUAGACAGAGUUUAAAAUAGUUUAUAUCACUGCUAUCCUCCUCUUAUCUAAUGAUAAUAAUUCACAUUUAUAGUGUACUUUCUAUAUAAAGCACUUUCCUGUGAAAAAGUCUAUGAGGGAGAAAGUUCCAAUAUUAUUAUACCCAUUUUACAGAGGAGAAAACUAAGGGUUAGCUGAAUUAUCCAAGGUCAUGUAGCUACUAAGUGUUGCAGUGAGGCUUUGAAUUCAGGUCUAUCUUCAAGUUCAGAGUCUUGACAUUAUACCAUGCAACCCCUAGUACCUUCCAAAUAAUUUGGAGCAAUCAAAUUUGGUCCCCAAUUACUAAUAUAUAAAAUAGGCAGAAACAAUUAGGAAUCUUUGCUAUUGUUCAGUUGUUUCAGUAGUGUUCAAUUCUUCCUGACCCCAAUUAGGGUUUUUGUGGCAAAGAUACUAGAGUGGUUUGUCAUUUCCUUCUCAAGUUCAUUUUACAUAUGAGGAGAUUGAGGCAAACAGGGUUAAGUGACAUGCUCAGGAUUAUAUGGCUAAUAAAUAUGGCAGAAUUUGAAUUCAGGUCUUCUUGACUCCAGGCUCAGAACCUUCCCCAUUGUGCCACCUUGAUGCCCUCUAAAUGAAAAAACUGAGGUAUAAAGAAAUUAAAAGACUUGGCUGAAUUCGAAGAUAUAAAGACAAAGGGUCUGAGUUUCUCUAUAUAUCGUUUCCUUUAGCUUCUGCCAAUUAGAGCUAAAAUAAUACCUUCCUCAAGCUUCAGAAUUUUGUCUCCAAAUAUCCCACAUCAAAUGCCAAAGAGGUCGAUUCCUAAUUAUCUGGGGAGGGAACAUUCUGGUUACCUUCCACCUGAAAACUUUAAGACAAUCUGGCCCCAUCAGUACUAUUUUGUCUCAGCCUUAGCUGGAGAAUUUUCUUUCUUUCUUUUUAAAAAUAAUAUCUUUAUUUUGUUUUAAUAACAAAUUUCCACACAUGUUUUCCAAAGUUAUAGGAUUCAUGUUGCCCUGCUGGAGAAUUUUCUUUCUUUCUUUUUAAAAAUAAUAUCUUUAUUUUGUUUUAAUAACAAAUUUCCACACAAGUUUUCCAAAGUUAUAGGAUUCAUGUUGCCUAGUUGGCGAAUUUUCUUUCUUUCUUUUUAAAAAUAAUAUCUUUAUUUUGUUUUAAUAACAAAUUUCCACACAAGUUUUCCAAAGUUAUAGGAUUCAUGUUGCCUAGUUGGCGAAUUUUCUUUCUUUUUUUUAAAAAUAAUAUCUUUAUUUUGUUUUAAUAACAAAUUUCCACACAAGUUUUCCAAAGUUAUAGGAUUCAUGUUGCCUAGUUGGCGAAUUUUCUUUCUUUCUUUUUAAAAAUAAUAUCUUUAUUUUGUUUUAAUAACAAAUUUCCACACAAGUUUUCCAAAGUUAUAGGAUUCAUGUUGCCCUGCUGGAGAAUUUUCUUUCUUUCUUUUUAAAAAUAAUAUCUUUAUUUUAUUUUAAUAACAAAUUUUCACACAAGUUUUCCAAAGUUAUAGGAUUCAUGUUGCCCUGCUGGAGAAUUUUCUUUCUUUCUUUUUAAAAAUAAUAUCUUUAUUUUGUUUUAAUAACAAAUUUCCACACAAGUUUUCCAAAGUUAUAGGAUUCAUGUUGCCCUGCUGGAGAAUUUUCUUUCUUUCUUUUUAAAAAUAAUAUCUUUAUUUUAUUUUAAUAACAAAUUUUCACACAAGUUUUCCAAAGUUAUAGGAUUCAUGUUGCCCUGCUGGAGAAUUUUCUUUCUUUCUUUUUAAAAAUAAUAUCUUUAUUUUGUUUUAAUAACAAAUUUCCACAGAAGUUUUCCAAAGUUAUAGGAUUCAUGUUGCCUAGCUGGAGAAUUUUCUGAAGAAAAGGGGAGGGGGAGUUAUCUCCAAUCCCCAGGAGCCUAUAUUCUUCAAUUCACAGAGCAGUGAUCUGUUGUGAUUAUGUCAAAUCAAAGAACAAAAAUUACAGGUAAUUUUCUCAUCCUCUUCAUGCUAUUUUGGGCAGAACAUUAGUCACACCAAGGACAGCUAGAGAGGGGGCCAUGGGCUCAGGAGAUGGCAAAAAAUAAUAAUAAAUGACUUUGUUUUUUGGUCAUCCAUGCAUACAAGAAAAUCAUUGACUAAUCCACACCUUAUGGCCAAGAGUGGAAGUGGUUCAAGAGAAGCUUUAUACACCCUGUCAAAAAUUAAAAUUGCAGGAAGCCUUGAGGAGCUGGUGAUGUUUUUUAAUAAGCUCUGGAAGCCAAUGCAAAAUCCAAACCCAUUAAGAACUGACACUUAGGGCACCAAUGGGCCAGGAGAAAGAUAAUGAUCCAGCAGCGAAGGGAUUUGUUUUUCUGCCGUCAAAGCCUUAGUUCAGACAGGUUGAGUGAAGUUUGAUGAUCUCAUCAGUCUUUAGAGCCCUGCAUCUCCAGCUUGAGGACAUAGGGCUUAGCUAUAGCAAUUCCCAUCAACAGGUCAGACUUUGCUGAGUAAAGAGACAUACAUACAUUAGCCACAGAUCAGUGGAGCUUCUGGGUGAAGACGAGGAAAGGAGCCAAGAGGACUGGACCUUCAGCUAACUUUCCAAAGAGCCAAACUCUUGCUGAUGUUCCAGCAUCAGCCACACAUCUUGGCACUCAUUCUUCCACGGUUGUUCUGAAAAUAGGGAAUUUCAGGUGAUUUUGGAGCAGCCACUACCUCCCAGGGUUGUUGUGAGAAUCAGAUGAGAUACUAUUUACAAAGCUGCUAUUAUUGUUAUUAUUAUUAAUACUAAAAUUGAAAUGAGGGUGUUUGACUAGAACAUUGACGUUAUCUCCCAGGUCUCUUCUGCAGCUCUGAGUCAGACUCUUUCUUUGUCAUUCAUCGAUGAAGUCAAACACUCAUGAAAUGUUCUGGUGGAAGAAAUGAGAAAUAACUUUACCUCAGAGAGCUGCAUUUUUUGUGAGCUCUUCCAGGGCCCAUUUGGCAGAGGUUCUGAAGCAACUCACUGCACAAACUUUAGAAUUUCAUCUUGAAAAAUAUUCUGGGCAAACGUCAGAAUUCAGCAAGUCUUGGAAAUCUGGGAAGGGGCUCUUGGGUGAAAUUUCUAGCACCUCAUUCCACUGGCUUCAUUUAAGGAUUUGGGGGAAGGAAGUAAAGGAUAUGGAAAUGAAGGAAGAAAGAAGAACUAGAGAGGGAAAAUGUUAUUAGAAUCCUAGCUCAAAAACAACCAAAACAAAGGGUUCUCUGGGGAUUUAGGGGGCAAGAUUAGGCAUAUAGAUACCCCAUGUGGAGGGACCUGCUCUUACCAGGAAUGUAAUAGCCUUUCUCCCAGGUACUUAAUUUUAGCUUUAAGAAGUGACUUCAAUAAUAACAGAAUCUCCAGACCCCAGGUCUUAAGAGUUUUCCCUGUGGCUGAAUUCUAUAGAAAAUGGAAUAGGAGGAGAAAUGGGGAGGAUCAGGUGCUUGACUGUUCCAAUAAUGCACCCAACCAUCAUGUUUGUUCUUUAUGCUAUGUCCUUAGUGUAAAAAAAAAAAAAACCAAAAUGUUAUAUCAAUGUUGCUCAUAAAACAAUGUGAUCAGUUGUUACGGGACAUUCCUGGUGAAUUUGGCUGUAUUGUCUUCAAACCUCAAAAUAAAGUAUAAUUUGAUCAAUGGC